AUGUCAUUCACUCAAAGAUCUCUCUUUCAUGCCAAUCAUUCAAAAAGGUGGCAUAUUAAUAUUUCAAAUACACUCAAAAAUAAGAUGUCUGUAUUCAAAAAGAAAGAUAAGUCAGAUGACAAGAAAAAGAAAUCCUCUGAUGAAGGUAAUGUCCAUCUAUAA
Molecule: messenger RNA, 162 nt
Organism: Heterostelium album PN500
Lineage: Eukaryota; Evosea; Eumycetozoa; Acytosteliales; Acytosteliaceae
Exons: 3
Coding region: 1-162 (53 amino acids)
Source: RefSeq, a predicted model, not a curated record